Messenger RNA from Aspergillus melleus, 1056 nucleotides. Its product is annotated as alpha/beta hydrolase. NCBI's taxonomy places the organism in Eukaryota, Fungi, Ascomycota, Eurotiomycetes, Eurotiales, Aspergillaceae. The transcript has 2 exons. Bases 1 to 1056 code for a protein of 351 amino acids. The record is from RefSeq and is a predicted model, not a curated record. Gene Ontology annotation, molecular function: hydrolase activity.
AUGACCUGUCUUGGAAACAACCUCCCCAUCUCCACAACCAGCCUCUCGAUCGACAGAAAAGGAACCUCAAUCCUAACAUCCCCCCGCUACUCCCACAUCCAAUCCAACAUCUACCAACGCAUCUACACCCCCACUUUCUCCGGCUACUUCAUCUGCCGUGGUCUCUCCCCGUCCCCUCUCCCCCCAAAGGAAGCAGACAUCUUCCUCCUGCACUGCCACGGAGGCGGAUACGUCGCGGGCCAUCCAGCAGCCGGCGCCGUCGCGCAUCUCUAUGUAGCGGAACAAUUGCGGAAGAAAGGUCUGUCUGUGGCGGUGUUUAGUCUGGAUUAUUCACUUGCGCCGAAGGCGCGGUGGCCUACGCAGUUGCGGGAGGUGGAGGCUGCGUUUGAUUGGGUGGUGGGUGAGUUGGGGGUGCAGAGGGAGAAGGUGGUUGUUAUUGGGGAUUCCGCCGGGGGGCAUUUGGUGUUGGGGUUAUUGGUUAGGUUGUAUCUAAGAAGGAUUGAGAACACGGAGGGUGGAGAUGUGGAAAUCGAAAUGGAAAGACAAAGGGAUGAUGAUAGACCCGGCGCAGCGGUGUUGUUGAGUCCGUGGGUGAAUCUGCAUUCGUCGCAUCCUCGUGUCUUGGCGCUACAUUGGGAAGAGAGGUUGUUUAAGAUCGGGCUGGAUAAGUACUGUGAGAUGGUGAUGGGGGAAGCGUCGCGGGAGGUGGAUGAGCUGUAUGGGAACUUUGCGGUGGGAGGGGAGAAGCGCGGAUCUUGGAAGGAGAUUUUGCCGAGAAAUACUUGGGUCUCGGCUGGGGAGGAGGAGCUGGUGUUUCGGUAUGAUAUUGAGGAUUUGGUGGAUAGGGCUAGAGAGGAUGGAGCGGAUGUGCAGCUGGAGGUGACGGAGGGGAAGAAUCACGCGUGGCAGAGCGCGGAGGCGUUCGGACAGCAGAGUCAAUUUCUGGCGCUGUCGAUGGAUGAGGACGAGGGGGAUUUAAUGCAGGGAUAUAAACGGGUUGCGGAGGAGAUAUUCAAGAUGGUGGUCAAGAUUGAGUCAGAUGUGUGUACUGUAUAA